AUGGCUGAACAACUUGACAUGGGUCGUUUGAACAUCAACGACUCACAACACAACCCCCAGAACGGCUUCAACGGCGAGCGUUCUGCGUACAUUCCUCCUCACCUUCGCGGUCGUCCUCAGGGAGGCCCCGGCGGCCCUGGUCCUGCGCCGAUGGAUGGCCCUCCCCCAAUGAUGAACGGAGGUGGCGGUCUUGGAGGUAGUGCCUGGGGACCAGCAGGUCACGGUCCCCCUCCGAUGAACGGCGCUGGCGGCCAAGGUGGCGGCUGGGCCAACGCACCAAACUUCACUCCCCGCGGCCGCGACGGCCCUCAAGGUGGGGGUGGAUGGGGCGGUGCUCCUCGCGGAAACUUCGACCCUAACGCCUAUGGCAAGCCCGGUGGCGGUGGUUCAGGAGGAGCUCGUGGAUCCGGUGAUGGCGCCUGGAAGGAUGGCAAGCACGUCCCUGGCCCUCCCAACCAGCGUGUCGAGCGCGAUCUCUUCGGUGUUCCCAACGACCCCUCAAAGCAGCAAACCGGUAUCAACUUUGAAAAGUACGAUGAUAUCCCCGUUGAGGCUUCCGGCCAAGGUGUUCCCGAGCCCGUCACACGUUUCACGAACCCGCCCCUCGAUGACCAUCUGCUGAGCAACAUCGAGCUUUCUGGAUACAAGGUUCCUACUCCUGUACAAAAGUACUCUAUUCCCAUCGUCAUGGGUGGACGCGAUCUCAUGGCUUGUGCCCAGACUGGUUCUGGAAAGACUGGUGGUUUCCUUUUCCCCAUCCUCGCACAGGCCUUCCAGAAUGGUCCUUCUCCCCCUCCUCAGCAGGCACAAGGCGGUUACGGCCGUCAGCGCAAGGCGUAUCCCACCUCUCUCGUCCUCGCUCCCACACGUGAGUUGGUUUCGCAGAUCUUCGACGAGGCCCGCAAGUUCGCCUACCGCUCAUGGGUACGUCCUUGUGUCGUAUACGGUGGUGCCGAUAUCGGUUCCCAGCUUCGCCAGAUCGAGCGCGGAUGUGAUCUACUUGUUGCUACCCCCGGUCGUCUUGUCGACUUGAUUGAGCGCGGCCGUAUCUCUCUCGCUAGCAUCAAGUACCUUGUUCUCGACGAGGCUGACCGCAUGUUGGACAUGGGUUUCGAGCCGCAAAUCCGCCGCAUUGUUGAGGGCGAGGACAUGCCCCCUACCGCUGGUCGCCAGACUCUCAUGUUUUCGGCUACUUUCCCCCGCGACAUUCAGAUGCUUGCCCGCGAUUUCUUGAAGGACUACAUCUUCCUUUCAGUCGGUCGUGUUGGUUCUACAUCCGAGAACAUUACUCAGAAGAUUGAGUACGUUGAGGAUGUUGACAAGCGCUCAGUUCUUCUGGACAUUCUUCACACCCACGGUGCUGGUCUUUCCCUUAUCUUUGUUGAAACUAAGCGCAUGGCCGACUCUCUGUCCGACUUCCUCAUCAACCAAGGAUUCCCCGCCACUUCUAUUCACGGAGACCGCACUCAGCGCGAACGUGAGAAGGCUCUGGAGAUGUUCCGAACCGGACGAUGCCCGAUCCUUGUCGCCACUGCUGUUGCUGCUCGUGGCUUGGAUAUACCGAAUGUGACUCACGUCGUCAACUACGAUCUGCCUACAGACAUCGAUGAUUACGUCCAUCGUAUUGGACGUACUGGUCGUGCAGGAAACACUGGUAUUGCCACUGCUUUCUUCAACCGCGGCAACCGCGGUGUUGUGCGCGACCUACUCGAACUACUGAAGGAAGCUAACCAGGAAGUUCCUGGGUUCCUCGAGUCCAUCGCUCGUGAGGGCUCAGGCUUCGGUGGUGGUCGUGGUGGACGCGGUGGCGGUCGUGGCCGUGGCAACGCUGCUACUCGCGAUGUUCGUCGCAUGGGCGGCGGCGGUGGAGGCUUCGGUGGUGGUGGCGGUGGCCAAUGGGGUGGAGCUCCUUCAGGCGGCUAUGGAGGUGGCUACGGCGGCGCUCCUAGUGGUGGCUACGCUCCUCCUGCACCUGGAGGCUACAGCGGUGGUGGAGGCGGCGGCGGCUUUGGUGGAGGCUACGGCAACCCAUCUGGCCCUGGCGGCAACUCUUGGUGGUAAAUGCACACUGCAUGGCUUCACGAUACAGCCAGCCCGGGACUGAUUUCCUUCUUUACGAUACCCUGGGCCCUCGUGCAGCUACUACCGACGGCUUGCUUUCGAUUUCCUACACUUUCAAAUGUUUUCUGCGAAUCUUUCCCGGUUACCGCGGAUCGAUGCGGAAAUCCUGGAAUCUCAUACCCCAAUCAGCAUAUAGACAGCGACUGUUUUUUUGCGGAUCUGCCUAUUUUCGAGCUCUUCUCGCAUACGAUACCCUUCGACGUACAUCCGUCGAGCUCGAGCUUAAGCGGCAGGACCCUAGCCUUUCCCGGAGAGGCAAUGCAUUACGAACAUUUUACGCCUUCGCUCUUCUGCAAGCAUGCUGCUUGGGGAGCCAUAGAUUCUCGUUUUCCGAGUCGUCCACACGCGGAUGACCUCACUCAGCAUUUCCUUAACUUAUGACAAAAGCGAUUCCUUUUUUCCCGGUCAUACCCUCGGAGACACUGUCUUUCUCGUCGUCCUUUUGUCUCUCGGUCUCUCCACAUGCGGAGAGUAGCAGCAUGGCUGCGUUUGGGACGACGGAAAAGUUUGCUGCAUAGAUGGCGUUCAUGAAGGUUUAGCCACGACCCAAACCUUUUUACGAAGGAAGAUACCCCGGUUCUCUGUGGUAACCAUUAUGGUGGCUGUCUGUUCCUGCCAGCUCGGCGGUGGGACUGGACUGUUAGUGUUGGUUUGCAUCUACGCGCAUGCGAACAUGCGGACCUGACCCAUGACUUGGGUGGAAGGAAUCUCAUAAAAGCACAAUUUCGAGCAGAUGAUUAGUUACAUAGACUAGUAUAGACUGCCGACAUGCGCAGUCUGUACAAUACAUGCUGUAUGGCAUUGCAA
Molecule: messenger RNA, 2928 nt
Organism: Pyrenophora tritici-repentis Pt-1C-BFP
Lineage: Eukaryota; Fungi; Ascomycota; Dothideomycetes; Pleosporales; Pleosporaceae
Product: SrmB, Superfamily II DNA and RNA helicase
Cellular component (GO): nucleus
Molecular function (GO): RNA helicase activity; ATP binding; RNA binding
Source: RefSeq, a predicted model, not a curated record